Molecule: messenger RNA, 486 nt
Organism: Trichomonas vaginalis G3
Lineage: Eukaryota; Parabasalia; Trichomonadida; Trichomonadidae
Product: phage tail repeat-like family
Exons: 1
Source: RefSeq, a predicted model, not a curated record
AUGUCAAAUGAAACAGCGUCUAUGAGAGAAAUACAACACAACCGACAACUCAUUAUGCAAGCUCUAAAUAAGAACACAACAAACUUUUCAAACUAUUCUAAGAUAUCUGAGUCAUUGAAAGAAGGAAACUUAAAACUGACAAUAAACCCAAUGACAGAUGAGUUUCUGUUUCAAGACAAUAAGAACCAUACUGUCUGUAUAAAUCCAACAAAAGGAACUUUAAACGAGAAACCUAUAAAUGAACUUCUUUUGAAAACAGAUGUUGACAACAAAGCUGACAAAGAAUAUGUAGACGAUGCAAUAGCAAAAGAAGAAGAAAGAGCUAACAAUGCUUAUGCAACAAAAGAACAUACUCAUCCUGAACUAGCAGACAAAACAUAUGUUGACAAUAAAAUGUCAAGUGAAGUGACGAGAGCUGAAAACGAAUAUUCUAAAAAGACUCAUACACAUUCUAUAUCUGAAAUAACAGACUUACAAGAAACCUUA